Trypanosoma cruzi is the source of this 612-nucleotide messenger RNA. RefSeq names its product ATPase, putative. Bases 1 to 612 code for a protein of 203 amino acids. The record is from RefSeq and is a predicted model, not a curated record. The transcript has a single exon. NCBI's taxonomy places the organism in Eukaryota, Euglenozoa, Kinetoplastea, Trypanosomatida, Trypanosomatidae.
AUGAAUUUUUUAUAUUCCACUUCCUUUUUUUUUUCUUUUUCUUUUUCUUGUUUUUGCUUUAAUUAUUUCCCUUAUCUUGCUUGUUGCCUUUGGGCAAUCACUAUGGACGCUUUUUUUUUUCUACUCUACUCUUCCCUCUUUUGUUGUUUCUUCUGCACUCUUCCUGUGAGGGGUGCCGUGUGUUUCCCGCCCAACUGCUCCACUCGCACACCCACCGACACGCUCAUGACGACGGCCCUGUGCGCCUCGCCUGCUGCACGCAUGAGGAGGGGCCGCGACGAACGGCGCGCUGAGGGAGCCGUGACGUGUGGGCGUGCGACGAGGGCCUGUGGGGCGGAGCACACAUUUCUUUCCCUCUUGUUUUGUUUCCUUGCGGCCAGGGCGGGCAGACACCCGCAGCGCCACACACACAGCCACACCCUGCCGCCGUGUUGUUUUGUUUUGCUUUUCGUGUGCAUUUCCCGCGCCGGCAGUCCCUUCGCUGUCGGCCUCGUGAGCAUUUCUCUCCCCUCUGAUGAUUUUUUUCUUUUGCUGCGCUCACUCUCCCGAUGUAGAGACGCGACUCUCGUCAUGUCUGCGUGCCUCUCUCAGCCCCCACACACACACGAGUGA